Gossypium arboreum is the source of this 7533-nucleotide messenger RNA. RefSeq names its product glutamate synthase 1 [NADH], chloroplastic-like. The record is from RefSeq and is a predicted model, not a curated record. Gene Ontology annotation, molecular function: iron ion binding; iron-sulfur cluster binding; flavin adenine dinucleotide binding. Lineage: Eukaryota; Viridiplantae; Streptophyta; Magnoliopsida; Malvales; Malvaceae.
UUCUCUUUUUCUUCUCCAUUUGACUGUUUCUUUUCAAUAUUUCGUGGUUCUUAGUUUCGUCGAGUGCUUCCAAGCUCCAUAUCGGUGAUUCCGCACGUGAUAACAACCUAUUUGAAGGACUUCCCUUUCAUUGAAUUGGAAUUUGAAGCUAAAAAUAAUCUACCAGGACUUCAUUUUAUUUUCUGGAGAACCAAUCAGAAAAAAAAAUGUUAUUCGAAUUUUUCGUUUGAAUUUCAGAUCUCUCUCCAUAUCUCUAUAGAUCUAGUCGACGGAUCUGAAUCUGAAAACGAGAGAGACUUCGACUGCAAAAUAUAUUCUGAUUCUUAUCCGGAAACAAUCUCUACUUUUAAUAUAAGUGAAUUAUAAUCUUAAAAGAAAAAGAAAAUAUUUGAAACAACAGGUUUUGAAUAAUGUCGUCGGCGUCGGCGUCGACGUCUAGCUCUCUCCUUCAACUUCGAAACAGCUCUUGCGUUCUCCCUUCACUCAACAAAGCCUCUCUUGCUCUUCAACUGAAUGUCAUUACCUCUGUCCGCAGCAAAACAAGAACAGUGCGAUGCUCCGUUAAGAAAAAUUCCUCCGCUGCUUUGGAGAAGAAAUUUUUAGGGACUCGAUUGCGGGGGUCUGGAUUGGAGUGGUUACACUUAUGGCAAACGGAUGGGCCGAGUAGGGCCCCUAAACUCCGGGUUGUGGUGCGGUCCUCAUUGUCCGGGGUGCCUGAGAAGCCACUCGGUUUGUAUGAUCCGUCUUUUGAUAAGGACUACUGCGGGGUUGGUUUUGUCGCCGAGCUAUCCGGUGACAGAACUCGGAAAACUAUAACGGAUGCUUUAGAGAUGUUGAUACGGAUGUCACACAGAGGAGCUUGUGGAUGUGAGACAAAUAAAGGUGAUGGAGCUGGGAUUCUCGUGGCUCUUCCUUAUGAUUUUUACAAGGAGGUUGCAAAGGAUGUUGGGUUUGAGUUACCACCGCCACGGGAUUACGCGGUGGGCAUGUUCUUUUUGCCGACAUCUGAGAGCAGAAGGGAAGAAAGCAAAAAUGUAUUCACUAAGGUUGCUGAAUCUCUCGGGCAUAGAGUGCUUGGGUGGCGACCUGUACCAACGGAUAACUCAGGAUUGGGCAAUGCUGCUUUGCAGACAGAGCCUGUUAUUGAGCAAGUGUUUCUUGCACCCACAUCCAGAUCAAAGGCUGACCUUGAACAACAGGUAAGUUUUCCUUUCUUUUUGUUGACAUAUUGCAAGUGCACAUUCAUCAAUUUGCUAGAAGGAAUAAAGACUGUCAUUUAUAAAGGGCAGUUGAAGCCUGACCAACUGCAAAACUACUAUUAUGCAGAUCUUGGCAAUGAAAGGUUUACGAGCUACAUGGCCCUGAUACACUCACGAUUUUCAACAAAUACAUUUCCUAGCUGGGAUCGUGCCCAACCAAUGCGUGUCUUGGGCCAUAACGGGGAAAUUAAUACAUUAAGAGGCAAUGUAAACUGGAUGAAGGCACGUGAGGGAUCAUUGAAGUGCAAGGAGCUUGGUCUAUCAAAGAAUGAGAUGAAAAAACUUCUGCCCAUUGUGGAUGCCAGUUCAUCUGAUUCAGGUGCUUUUAAUGGUGUCCUUGAGCUUCUGGUUAGAGCUGGUAGAAGUCUUCCAGAAGCAGUUAUGAUGAUGAUCCCAGAAGCCUGGCAAAAUGAUAAAAAUAUGGACCCUCAUUGGAAGGCCUUGUAUGAGUAUUUCUCGGCUCUAAUGGAGCCAUGGGAUGGACCUGCUUUAAUAUCAUUUACUGAUGGUCACUACCUUGGGGCCACUUUGGAUCGCAAUGGACUCCGUCCUGGUCGGUUUUAUGUGACACAUAGCGGACGAGUCAUCAUGGCUAGUGAAGUUGGAGUUGUGGAUACUCCACCCGAAGAUGUGCUCAGAAAAGGAAGACUAAACCCUGGGAUGAUGCUUCUGGUAGAUUUUGAGAAGCAUAUUGUUGUUGAUGAUGAAGCCUUGAAGCAACAAUAUUCACUUGCUAGGCCUUAUGGCAAAUGGCUGGAGAGGCAAAAAAUUGAACUCAAAGAUAUAGUUAAUUCAGUUCAGGAAUCUGAGAGGGCCAUUCCUGCAAUAGCUGGAACUUUGCCAGCUUUGAAUGAUGAUGACAACUUGGAGAACAUGGGAAUUCAUGGUUUAUUGGCUCCAUUGAAGGCUUUUGGCUACACUGUUGAGGUGUUGGAGAUGCUGCUUCUUCCCAUGGCUAAAGACGGUACAGAGGCCCUUGGAUCAAUGGGAAAUGAUACUCCUCUGGCAAUUAUGUCCAACCGAGAGAAGCUUACAUUUGAAUAUUUUAAACAAAUGUUUGCUCAAGUCACCAAUCCUCCCAUUGACCCUAUUCGAGAGAAAAUAGUAACAUCCAUGGAAUGAAUGGUAGGUCCAGAAGGAGAUCUAACUGAAACAACAGAAGAGCAAUGCCAUCGUCUUUCCCUAAAGGGGCCCCUUUUGUCAAUCGAAGAGACAGAAGCGAUUAAAAAGAUGAAUUACAGAGGUUGGCGGAGUAAAGUUCUUGACAUAACUUAUUCAAAGGACUGUGGGAGGAAGGGAUUAGAGGAAACCUUGAACAGGAUUUGUGCUGAAGCACGAGAUGCAAUUAAGGAGGGUUAUACAUUAUUGGUGCUUUCUGACAGAGCUUUCUCAUCAAAGCGUGUUGCUGUGAGCUCCCUCUUGGCUGUUGGUGCUGUUCAUCAUCAUCUUGUUAAGAAACUUGAGCGUAAGCGGGUUGGAUUAGUAGUUGAAUCUGCAGAACCGCGUGAAGUGCACCAUUUCUGUACACUGGUUGGAUUUGGUGCUGAUGCUAUAUGCCCGUACUUGGCCAUAGAGGCUAUUUGGAGAUUACAGGUAGAUGGGAAGAUUCCACUGAAAUCUAGCGGUGAGUUCCACUCAAAGGAUGAGCUGGUCAAGAAGUAUUUCAAGGCAAGCAACUAUGGAAUGAUGAAGGUUCUUGCCAAGAUGGGGAUAUCUACUUUAGCCUCGUACAAGGGUGCCCAGAUCUUUGAAGCUCUUGGCCUUUCUUUAGAAGUGAUAGAGAAAUGCUUUGCAGGAACCCCAAGCAGAGUUGAAGGAGCAACAUUUGAGAUGCUAGCUCGAGAUGCGCUUCAUUUGCACGAGUUAGCAUUUCCUUCUCGGCCUAUUGCCCCCAAAAGUGCAGAAGCUGUAGCACUGCCCAAUCCUGGAGAUUAUCACUGGAGGAAAGGUGGUGAAGUCCACCUGAAUGAUCCUCUUGCUAUAGAAAAGCUGCAAGAAGCUGCCAGAAGCAAUAGUGUUGCUGCUUAUAAGGAAUAUGCCAAAAGGAUCCAUGAAUUGAACAAAAUCUGUAAUCUGCGUGGGAUGUUGAAGUUCAAAGAGGCAGAUGUUAGAGUUCCAUUGGACGAGGUGGAACCUGCCAGUGAAAUUGUGAAAAGGUUUUGUACUGGGGCCAUGAGUUAUGGAUCAAUAUCAUUGGAGCACACAACACUGGCUAUUGCUAUGAAUGCAAUAAAGGGGAAAUCAAAUACAGGUGAGGGAGGCGAGAAACCAUCUCGUAUGGAACGUCUUCCUGAUGGCUCAAGAAAUCCAAAAAGAAGUUCUAUCAAGCAGGUCGCAAGUGGGAGAUUUGGAGUUUCAAGUUAUUACCUUACAAAUGCUGAUGAAUUACAAAUAAAGAUGGCUCAGGGAGCCAAGCCUGGUGAAGGAGGUGAACUUCCAGGUCAUAAGGUAAUUGGAGAUAUUGCAGUCACUAGAAACUCUACAGCUGGUGUGGGACUUAUCAGUCCACCUCCCCAUCAUGAUAUUUAUUCAAUCGAGGACCUUGCCCAACUAAUUCAUGAUCUUAAGAAUUCAAAUCCAUCUGCUCGAAUCAGUGUGAAGCUAGUGUCUGAAGCUGGAGUGGGUGUAAUUGCUAGCGGAGUUGUCAAGGGACAUGCUGACCAUGUCUUAAUAUCUGGUCAUGAUGGUGGUACAGGUGCCUCGCGAUGGACUGGUAUAAAAAAUGCUGGGCUCCCAUGGGAACUUGGUUUAGCUGAGACCCACCAAACUCUGGUUGCCAAUGAUCUUCGUGGCCGCACAGUUCUCCAGACUGACGGACAACUUAAAACAGGAAGAGAUGUGGCCAUUGCUGCACUUCUUGGUGCAGAGGAGUUUGGCUUUAGCACAGCCACUCUCAUAACUCUGGGUUGUAUCAUGAUGCGAAAAUGCCACAAGAACACCUGCCCUGUGGGCAUUGCUACUCAAGAUCCUGUGCUUAGAGAAAAGUUUUCCGGAGAACCUGAACAUGUUAUUAACUUUUUCUUUAUGCUUGCUGAGGAGGUCAGGGAGAUAAUGUCUCAACUUGGUUUCCGAACGCUUAAUGAGAUGGUUGGUCGUUCAGACAUGCUUGAAGUUGAUACAGAAGUCCUUAGUAAUAAUGAGAAGCUUCAGAAUAUUGACCUUUCCUUGCUUCUCAGACCUGCUGCUGAUAUUCGCCCUGAAGCUGCUCAAUAUUGUAUUAAAAAACAGGAUCAUGGCUUGGAUAUGGCUUUGGACCAAAAACUCAUUAAACUAUCUAAAGCUGCCCUUGAGAAAGGUAGCCCCGUAUACAUAGAGACACCUAUAUGUAAUGUGAACCGUGCGGUUGGAACAAUGCUUAGCCAUGAAGUAACUAAGCGUUACAACCAGGCAGGGCUUCCUGCUGGUACUAUUCAUAUCAAACUCUCGGGAAGCGCUGGGCAGAGCCUGGGAGCUUUCCUUUGCUCUGGCAUCAUGCUGGAACUUGAAGGUGAUAGCAAUGAUUACGUUGGCAAAGGAUUAUCAGGUGGCAAAAUUGUAGUUUAUCUUCCAAAAGGAAGCCGUUUUGAUCCCAAGGAAAAUAUAGUAAUCGGUAAUGUAGCUCUCUAUGGAGCUACUACUGGGGAAGCAUAUUUCAAUGGAAUGGCAGCAGAAAGAUUUUGUGUUCGUAAUUCAGGUGCCAAAGCAGUUGAAGGCAUUGGUGAUCAUGGUUGUGAGUACAUGACUGGUGGGACUGUUGUUGUGCUUGGAAAAACUGGAAGGAAUUUUGCUGCUGGUAUGAGUGGUGGUAUUGCUUACGUCUUAGAUGUGGAUGGGAAAUUUCAUUCUUGAUGCAAUCCUGAGCUGGUAGACCUUGAUAAAGUUGAGGAAGAAGAGGAUAUUUUGACUCUUAAAAUGAUGAUUCAGCAACAUCAGCGUCAUACAAAUAGCCAAUUGGCAAGAGAAUUACUUGCUGACUUUGAGAAUCUUCUGCCCAAAUUCAUUAAAGUCUUCCCUAGGGAUUAUAAACGUGUUCUAGCAAAGAUGAAGUAUGACGAAGCCUCUAAGGAGGCAUUUGUUAGUUCUGCAAAAGUAGCUGAGGAGCAAGAUGAGCCAGAGUUGAUGGCAAAAGAUGCUUUUGAAGAGCUCAAAAAGUUGGCUGCAGAUUUUUUGAAUGAGAAAUCAAUUCAGGUAUGUAUAGAGGCUGAAUCAGCCAAGAGGCCGACUCGGGUUUCCAAUGCUGUGAAGCAUCGUGGUUUUGUUGCUUAUGAACGUGAAGGUGUUCCAUAUAGGGACCCUAAUGUUCGAAUGAAUGACUGGAAGGAGGUCAUGGAGGAAUCAAAACCUGCUGUACUUUGGAAGACUCAGUCUGCUCGCUGCAUGGACUGUGGUACUCCUUUCUGUCAUCAGGAAAACUCUGGAUGCCCUCUUGGAAACAAAAUACCUGAAUUCAAUGAGCUAGUGUAUCAAAACAGGUGGCGUGAAGCAUUGGAUCGUCUUCUAGAGACAAAUAACUUUCCUGAGUUCACUGGCCGAGUGUGCCCUGCACCAUGUGAAGGGUCUUGCGUUCUGGGUAUUAUUGAGAAUCCUGUGUCCAUAAAAAACAUUGAAUGUGCUAUCAUUGACAGGGCAUUUGAGGAAGGGUGGAUGGUGCCACGACCACCUUCCCAGAGAACAGGCAAAAGCAUUGCUAUUGUUGGAAGUGGACCAGCGGGUUUGGCUGCUGCUGAUCAGCUAAAUAGAAUGGGUCAUUCAGUGACUCUGUAUGAGCGUGCUGACAGAAUUGGAGGUCUUAUGAUGUAUGGUGUGCCUAAUAUGAAGGCUGAUAAGGUGGAUGUAGUUCAAAGGCGGGUUAACCUUAUGGCUGAUGAAGGGGUUAAAUUUGUGGUCAAUGCAAAUGUUGGAAUUGAUCCUUCCUAUACCCUUGAUCGGCUACAAGAGGAUAAUGAUGCCAUUAUUCUGGCACUAGGAGCCACAAAACCAAGGGACCUACCUGUUCCAGGACGUGAAUUAUCUGGUGUUCAUUUUGCGAUGGAUUUCCUUCAUGCCAAUACUAAAAGCUUGCUUGAUAGUGAUCUCCAAGAUAGUAAAUAUAUAUCUGCUAAGGGCAAGAAAGUAGUGGUUAUUGGUGGUGUUGACACCGGGACAGAUUGCAUAGGGACAUCUAUCCGCCAUGGAUGUAGUAGCAUUGUAAAUCUAGAGUUACUUCCUCAGCCACCACAAACUAGAGCUCCUGGCAAUCCCUGGCCACAGUGGCCUCGCAUAUUCCGUGUGGACUAUGGGCACCAAGAAGCUGCUGCCAAGUUUGGAAAAGACCCAAGAUCUUAUGAAGUUUUGACUAAGAGAUUUUUCGGAGAUGAGAAUGGAAUUGUGAAAGGACUUGAGGUGGUACAUGUGCGUUGGGAAACGGAUGCAACUGGAAAGCUUAAAUUCAAUGAAGUUGAGGGUUCUGAAGAAAUAAUUGAGGCUGACCUCCUGCUAGCCAUGGGUUUCCUCGGGCCUGAAUCAACAGUGGCAAGCAAGUUAGGUGUGGAGCAAGACAACCGGUCAAACUUUAAGGCAGAAUAUGGCUGCUUUGCGACCAAUGUGGAUGGGGUCUUUGCAGCUGGAGAUUGUCGACGAGGUCAGUCAUUGGUUGUGUGGGCAAUCUCAGAGGGAAGGCAAGCUGCUGUGCAAGUUGACAAAUACCUGACUAGCAAGGAUGAGGAUGGCGGGAGCCGAGAUCUUGUCAAGAGACAUCAAGACCUUGCUCAAAGGCAGCAAACAGUCAUGACAUAGGUAAUCUUUGAUGUUAUUGUUUGUGACAAUGAGCUGAAAUGGAAAGAUUAAUCUGAUGCAAAAUAGAGAAGUGGUUUCCUAAGUGAGUUGUCAGCAGACUGCGGGAACUAAGCAUCAGCCUGUGGAUAACCACCAAGGGAUGUUAGCCCGUAGCAGAGUACUUGGAAUUGAUUUAGCAGAGAUAAAGGAUUUGGUAAAGUUUUAGUAGGGUAAAGGACUCGAGGAAUGUUGAGCAAAAAUCAAUAAAUUUUCUCUUAAUAAAUAUUCUCUUUGGGGGCUGGUAUAGAAUCGGGGGGUAAUCAUGUGUUUCAUUUUGUAUCAUCUUCCUUUAUAGUUUUUAUCCAGCUUGUUUGAAUGUUGUCUCUCAAUGUCAUGAUUGUCAUAAGGGAAUAAUGUACAGUUUUGUUUACAAUGAUGCUUGGGAAUUCGUAAAAUUAAAUUUUUCAAUGAAGUCCUCCCAUCGGAAGUCCGUUGACGAAUAAUGACGGACCAAAAUUGUCUGCUCUCAAAAGUUCUAAAA